This is a messenger RNA of Fusarium fujikuroi IMI 58289, 1275 nucleotides long. RefSeq lists its product as uncharacterized. The transcript is spliced from 3 exons. The record is from RefSeq and is a predicted model, not a curated record. The coding region runs from base 1 to 1275 and encodes 424 amino acids. NCBI's taxonomy places the organism in Eukaryota, Fungi, Ascomycota, Sordariomycetes, Hypocreales, Nectriaceae.
AUGGAUACUCUACACAAAGCGUUCUUCUCGAUCUUUAUGAUAACAUGGGGUAUUCUCAUGCUCGUCAACGUUGCCAGCAUUUGCGGUAGGACAGCAAGGACAUUUGGACGGCUUCGCUUCUGGUCACUUAUCCCUCUCUGGCUGUAUGGACCGCUGGUAGUUUUAAAUCCCUGGUGGCGGCUGGGACAUUUAGACAGAGGACGUCAAUUUCUCGGCAUCUGGUUGACCUUAUGGCCUCUCGUCAGCGCAGUGAUUGCGACGACGUGCAAGAGCCAAGGAUCCCUCGGGUCAUGGAAGUCCUCCCAGCGAAGCCGUGGCUGCUUUUACAUCUUAUGCGUUGACUGGGCUAUUAUUCUCUUCUUGAUCGUGGAAGUCUGCCGGAACCCGAUUCCCACUGGAUCCAAAGACUGGACCUUCGGAGCUAGCCUGGGGAAGAUCAUGACUAUGUUCACAAUCAUCCUUCUGGCUAGUCAAGACGUUCUGUUGUUCCCACUCGCCGCGUUCCCUCGCUUCGUAAGCGUGCCAGCGAUUGUACUCAGACGACGCUUCCUCCCAACACAGCACAAACCGGUCAAGCGGUGGCCGUAUGACAUCAAUCGACUGUUGUCGCAAAAGUCUCCAGGGAGAGAGAAGUCCUUGGCGACCAUGCUACAAAAUGACGAUAUCGCUGAGCGAGUCGCGAGCUAUCUUCACUACGGUGACGUGGUGAACUUAUCGCUCACGUCUAAAUUGAUGCGCACUACGGUCUUCUACCCGUCGGUGGAUCCAGACUCUCGUCGGGACCGAAUAGAAUCGCUAUGUGUAGCAUCUUGUCUCAAAGGGACGAAGAGUGAAUGCUGGUCAUGCGAACGCGUGAUCUGCAACACCUGCAGAGCCCCGAAGCAACGAAUCCGAUCGUCCCGUAUAAAAGACCAUUUCACGCAUUGCUACGCGGUUUGCACAAUGUGCUAUUUGAUCUCCGCUCAAGGCGGCGCGGCACCUUUCAAUGCGAAGUGGAACAUGCAAGAUCUCGAGAUGCAGCAUAUCAAUUGCUGUUCUUUCCGAGAGCCACAAUGGGAAGACGGUGGUGGAUUCUUGUGUCGAUACUGUAUCAAGCUUGACGGGCAGAAACUCACAGAGAUGAGGGAGAUGAGGGAUGAGUUCUAUCUCAGCAAAACACUGCCGAGGAAUGUCGAUUGCGCGAUAUGUAUGUGGCCUAUAGGGAAAAGGUCUACUCGGUGGUGGUUUUGUGGGAAAGGAAAACAUGAGUGUCAUUGGGCGGGCCAUCAUAUAUAG